GAAACUCUUCACCUUCCUUCCUCUUGAGGAGAUUGACCACGUCAUGGAAAUGCACGCUAAAGAACCUGAAAAAUGGGGCCCUCAGAAACGACUUGCUGCAGAAGUAACCAAGCUCGUUCACGGCAGAGAGGGGCUAGAAUCUGCUAAGAGGUGCACAAAGGCCCUUUACUACAGCAGCAUGGAGGCAUUGGAAGCUAUGUCUGACCAAGAGUUACAGGAACUUUUUAGACAAGCUCCUUCAGCUGAAUUGAUGCUUGAACCUGGAAUGAAUGUUCUUGACUUGUGUCGGAAAGCAAAUGCCAUUCCAGAUGGACCUAGUGGGUACCAGAAAAUUACAGAUGGUGGAGUUUCAAUAAAUGGGAUUAGAGUAACUAAUCCUGAGACUGUUCUUAUUCUCGGACAGCAUAUUCUCAAGAAUGGAGUAUCCUUGCUUAGGAUUGGAAAGAAAAAUUACUACAUUAUAAAAUGGAUGCAGUUGUGACAACUGAAUAUCUCCCUAAAAUGACGGAUCCUUUCAACUCUGUUGCUUGAAGAUGUACUUGAAGGUGUUUCUAUACUGUGCAUUACUAUGCAGCUUACAAACUGCCCCAAACCAUAGUUUUGUUUCAAAGUACACCUACAGAGUUCA
Molecule: messenger RNA, 628 nt
Organism: Tauraco erythrolophus (red-crested turaco)
Lineage: Eukaryota; Metazoa; Chordata; Aves; Musophagiformes; Musophagidae
Source: RefSeq, a predicted model, not a curated record